Molecule: messenger RNA, 735 nt
Organism: Manis pentadactyla (Chinese pangolin)
Lineage: Eukaryota; Metazoa; Chordata; Mammalia; Pholidota; Manidae
Product: transmembrane epididymal protein 1-like
Exons: 1
Coding region: 1-735 (244 amino acids)
Source: RefSeq, a predicted model, not a curated record
AUGGGAGGCUUUGAAGGUCAUCUGUACCCAGGGCUGUCUCUCUUCUUCUAUGGACUUUAUCAGGCACGACUCAUCUCCAGGGCCUUGAUACGCAACUACCCUGUCAAUUACCCACCACACCAUCCCUGGAGCAAAGGAAGAUGGGCGAGGCUAAGGCAGAUAUACUGUGUUGGGUUAGUGAAGAUAUUGAGCACCUGCAUUUUAGUAGCCCAAGAGCUGCAUAACGUUCGUGGACAGUUUGUACUUAUCGGCAAGAGAUAUCAUCAGAGAAACUUUUUAUACCACAAACAGUGGCAGCAUCUCACUCUCUAUAUGACCUUCUUCCUGAGUAGGUGUGCAGAUGUGGUAAGCCAGAACCUGCUGCCCCAGAGGUGUGCAGCUCUGGAGCAAGGUGCCCAGGCCCUGUGUCUAAUGGUGUCUCACAUGCAGGACGCAGAGGGAAUGGAGCUGCAGGCUCACCUCCUGCUCAUGCAGACCAUGUUACUGCUGACAUUGGCUCCCAACAUGCCUCAGCUCUGGGUGAUGAAGGCCUUCCUUUAUAUGAUAGCAAGCUCAUGGCUGAUACAGACAGGCUCAUUGCUGUACAAACCAAUCUCUGUCCAUAAAUGGGUGGAUGAUGACAAACACAACACCAUGUUUGUCACCACCUUCUUCUGCUGGCAUGUGGCUUCCAUCGCCACUUUGAUGAUCUGGAUCCACGGCUUCUCCUUUUUGUGGUAUUGUUACAUUUGUUGA